AUGAAACCGUAUUAUGAGGUGAGAGGCAUCUUAACGACGACAGGGGAUGGCAUCUUAUUAUGUGGUACCAGAAUUCACAUACCGAAAGGUUUGCGAGAAGAGGUAUCGAAACGGAUACACCAAGGUCACUUAGAUGAGAAGAAAUGCCUAGGACGAGCCAGGCAGGCCAUAUGGUGGCCAGAUGUCAGCACAGAUGUGAAAGCAAAAUAUUCCAAUUGCAACACGUGUUUGGAAUACCGACCACAGAUUAGAGAACCGCUGAUAGCAGUAGAACCUCCCAAGCGACCAUGGCAGGAAGUGGCGGUUGAUUUUUGUGACAGAGAUGGAAGACAAUAUCUGGUGUUGGUGGAUUUUUCUCGUUAUCCAGAGUUUAGCAGUCAGGAAUACAAGGAUUUUGCUAAAAAUUUCGGAUUUACCAAUGUUACGAGCAGUCCGAGAUAUCCAGUCCAGAAUAAUGGAAAAGUAGAGGCUGCAGUGAAGACUGUCAAGCGCAUCUUAAAGAAGGAGACUGAGCCCACAUUAGGUCUGUUAGCAUAUCGUACUUCACCCUUAGAAACGGGCAGUAGUCCGUGUGAGUUGUUGAUGGGCAGGAAGCUUAGAACUACAAUACCAAGUUCAGAUGUAGUACGACACCGUACACGAGAAUUGCCUAAACUUAAGCCAGGUGAACUUGUAUGGAUACGAGACCAACGGACAUAUGGCACUGUGAUGCGUCGCCGGAGCGAAUCAAGGUCUUUCGAUGUGCGAUACCCAGGCGGUGUAUUGAGGCGAAACAGAAUCUUUCUGACGGCAGUGCGACGAGAGGUGGAUGACGAGGACGAUGACGAAUAUAACGAUACAACAUGGUUAGGUGGAGCUGAAGCACCAAAGGUGACGGAUAGAGAGGCGGAAUCAACCAGACAGCCGGAACAUGAAGCAACAGGCAGCACCACUCACCGAAGAGACUACAAUAUCAAACAUUAG
Messenger RNA from Mycetomoellerius zeteki, 963 nucleotides. RefSeq lists its product as uncharacterized. NCBI's taxonomy places the organism in Eukaryota, Metazoa, Arthropoda, Insecta, Hymenoptera, Formicidae. The coding region runs from base 1 to 963 and encodes 320 amino acids. The transcript is spliced from 3 exons. The record is from RefSeq and is a predicted model, not a curated record. Gene Ontology annotation, molecular function: nucleic acid binding.